Molecule: messenger RNA, 4914 nt
Organism: Babesia ovata
Lineage: Eukaryota; Apicomplexa; Aconoidasida; Piroplasmida; Babesiidae
Product: ribosome binding protein
Exons: 1
Coding region: 1-4914 (1637 amino acids)
Source: RefSeq, a predicted model, not a curated record
AUGGAGAAGCAUGACAUUCCGCUUAACACCCUCAAGGAGUGUCUCAUGUUCCUGCAGUGGUUGCAUAAGGGAGGUGGGAAGCAUAGGCUUCAAGAAGUGUCCCAGACUUUAUAUGAUCGUAUUAAAACCCAUUUUGAUUCCAAAUUUGUUUCAGUGGAAAACGUUGAAAAGGGCUUGCGCCCAUUCCUCUCCGCCGUGUCAAAGUUUUAUGAGAGAUUGUGCUACAAAGCAGAGGCAGGCAAAUAUGUUACUAAAAGCGCAGAGGACAUAUCCAACGCCCUUCUCGACUGCCACCCUAAAUUCUUCGCCGCUAUGUACUUUCUGCAGUACUGUGUGAAUAACACUUUCGGGACGCUGGGCGGUGGUGGAUGGGAAAAGAAUUACCCAGGGUGGGAAGAGGACUGGCGGACUUGGUACGGUACGUACCCUAAGUCUGGCGGUGACCUGCAGAAGUAUCUCAGAGCCACUGUAGGCGACGAAAAGUAUAGCAAAAUCCCCGGUUUGCUACCUGGUGGCUUCAGCGAAGGCGAGGUGAUAUAUUAUACACUUGGGAGUGGCUACUACCAGGGUUAUAACAUGGCUGGGAACCUUGAAAAGAUUGUGAGCAAAGGAAAUUACAACUAUUUUCGCAGCGUGUUUGUCAGUUCCGCGGUUGCAGACACUGGCGCCGCUAUUCCCAACACCGCCAACGCCCUCUCACUAGUCAGAACCUUUUGCGAUAUCGUGGGAGAAGCAGACCAGAAAGAUAGUGGCGCGGAAUUAAAACCGAAAUUGGAAGAAGGCCUUAAAAGGUUAACCACCCCAAAAUCCAUAUGCUGGAAAGACUUACAAUCCCACUGCGCUCAGCUUAGAGAUAAAUUGUCCAAGCUUUUCAACAAGUCAAAACGCUUCGACUUCACGGGCCAGGCGACGGGACUUGCAAACUUAGCAGGGACGGACCUUGCAGGGAGAACGGCGGAUUGGCUGAGAGGGAAUUUGACCACAGUGCGGGGAAAAUUGGAUAAAAUCGAUACAAGUGACAGUGUCGUGACUCUCCGCCAAGACCAGCGUGGAGGCUAUUUCACCAACAAUUUCUUCCCCUUCGGGUUCACAUUUCGAGACCACAUGAAUAUGCAGGAAGGGGAAGUGAAGAGAUUGCUGGAGGAUUGGCGCACUGUAAUCGAUGACCUGAAGAAAAAGACUGGCAGCGACUUGGAAAGGCUUAGAGAGAUUUUGAGUGGUGAGAAUCCAAUAGGAUGUACAAAGCCACCGCCUCCACCUCCAAAUGUUGACGCAUCUGCAAAUCAAGGCAAGAAAGCGGAGGGGACUUCAAAUCAAAGUAGAGAUGUAUCUUCAGGUCCACCAACUGGAAAGUCUGAUGCUCCAGCUCCGGCUCUCGGUAAGGAUGGAGGGUCAGGCUCGGUAGGGUCUACUGGUCCAGUGACCCCGGCGUCUUCUGGAUCCGCGGACGCAUCAAGUAAUCAAGGUGUUCAACGACAACAGGUUGUUACUCAAACCGCUCCAGAUCCUCCCCCUGCAAUCUCUCCCCCCAGUGCUGCUGGAGGCGAUGGCCCCCCGGAUAAGUCAGGUCCCCCGGAUCAGGGUUCACUGGGCGGUGCUACUCCAGGUCAACAGCCUGGCACCUCUCAAGAUCCUGCACGUACUCAGACUCUGAGUGCUUCAGGUUCAGGCUCUGGGCCAACUGGUGCUCAGGGGACUGGGAAAGUUGGCAGUGGAGGGGCUGGUCCACCAGGUGGUCAAAUAAGUGGGAACGAUGUGAGCAGCGUCACUACUACGUCGGUUUCCCCGGCGGCUGGUGGAGGUGGGAGUAAUGGAGGGGGUGGAGGUGGAGCAAGAGGGGGAGAAAAGAAGGGGGGAACCACAUUAUCUCCAGAACAACAAAAGCGUUUAAAUGAUUAUGGAGCGGAACUACAAGCAAAAAGAAAGCGAGAUGAGGGGAACAUGACAAGCAUAAUUGAUAAAGUAAAUGAAAAUUUAGAAAAAAUCCAACAAAACAAAAUAGAAGGAAAUGUGCAAACAAAUGUACGAAAACAGUUACUUGCCAGUUUGCAAAACCAAAAUAUCGCUCGUUCUCGCGGUGGCCGUCGCCUUAAUUGGCGUCAGCCAUACGAUCCGAAAAUUAUUACUAGGCGCACUAAAGAUGUUGAUCCAUUCUACAGUUCUGCCCUUGACGGCAGCGAGGUUUGGAAUAAAUCUUCGCGUGAUUUAUAUAUCGAAAAGCGGCGUGAAGCAUUGGAGCGUUAUCAUGAAGAGGAAAAAACGAAGAGGGAACAAGAGUAUAAGGACAGAAUAUCGCGUCUGCAAAAUAGGCAGGAAGCUGAUACAAUUCGUGCAAUAACAUCACGAGAGCAACAUGAACAGACUGUGAUAGACGCCCUCCAAUCUUUGAAACACAUAAAAGAAGAAGAGGAAAAAUUACAACCAGCGUUUGUAGGAUCAGCAGUGUCCGAUUCCCAAAAUCCAGUAGUGUCCAGUUUCGACGGCGCAGCAGUGCCGGAUAUAUCUGGAGCUUCCCGACAGCAACAAGACGUCGCGAAUAUUAACGAUGCCUACGCAAAAUUAUACGUAAAGCAAGCACGUAAUCUUCAGGUCCCUCCUCCCACCAUUGAAGUUGCGUACAAACCGCAGGAGUCUGCUGAUAAUAUCAGUGAUACAUAUCCAACUUCCCUACAGAAUCAAAUGAGAUAUGCGACCCCCAACGUGCUCUUCGAUAUAAUCAGGCCACCUGGACCAACUUAUGAUGACAAGGACUUUCAGUCAAGGGGACAGAUGGCCUCCGUACCCAUUGGGGCGAAUCCAUCUUACGACGCUUUAGACGAUGGUUUAGAAAUCACUAAAGUUGCGCGUUACGAUAAUGAAACUCGUGACGAGAAGGGCUUUAGGCCUAAGGACUUGUCUUUUGGUGUCAAGCAAAACGACCCGCAUUAUUCUUAUGGUAUUACACCAAUAAAACCUAAGUUUUUCAUUGAUCGCGCUGAUUUUGAAAUCUCUCAAGAUUUAGAAGACCCUAAAAUUGACCUCCACAUCGACGCCUCCAAGCCCAUUGUUCAAGACCCUGUCGAUAAUCCUGAUGAAUACCUUUACGCCAAUGACGACGAUGUCCUGAUAAACAAAUUAAAAAAUGCGGAGUCCUGGCAUGGCGAAGACGAAGGCUUUUCUGUCCUGCCCAAGAGUAAUUUUAACCUUGAAUUCACUCCAUCCUUUUUAAAAUCCGAUGGGGAUCAUGAUCCUGGUAUUCCCCGGGAUACUCCAAGGAAGCCAUAUGACCAGAAGAUUCCAGUGUUCCCUAACGUCGACAUGUGCCAAAACCCCUGGUACGUCCCCGAUGCCUCCUCCACUACCGUCACCCCAACCCCCUCCCCUCCCCCAUCCUCCGACCAUCUGCCCCCGCCUAACACCAUCCGGGAAAUGCUCCACUGGCUGAUCGGCUUGACACAGUAUGAGUAUGUUGGGAUGAUUAAGGAGCGUGUUGAAGACCUUUUGAGGGAGCUUAACGAGGAUGCCUCACAGCUCUCAGAUGCCCUCGAGGUCACUGGGGAUCCCACUCAGCUGACCGCUUCCCAUAUCUCCAACACUCUGACCGAGGCGUGUCUCUACUCGGCCAACUUUCUCUACAGGAUCAAGUACAAAGACAUAUCCGAUGACUUCAAAACCUUUUUCGAGGAUAAAGAGAAAUAUGCUUUUUAUUAUUCCUCCAACCCCGCCUGCCUCCUCUGCCAGCUGCGGGACUACGCCUACGUCUGUUACCACCAGCUGGAGUUCCUGAAGUCGCAGUGUAAUCGGGGCGCCAGGCACGGUGGUUGGCAGGAUUAUGAGUACGGCAGUGGUCUAUCGUCUCCCAAGUCCCCCCUCCAGGCCUUCUUGACUGAUGCCUCGGACUCCAAGUUCAAGACUCACCCCUUCGACCCGCGCGAUAUCUGUCUCAAGAGUCGUGUUAAGAUGGGAUUCAAGGAGGAGCAUCUGCCUAAAACUCAACAAACUGGCAACGUCAUUCUCACCAUCCUCUCUCCCAGCUGCGGCGGCGAGGAUCCCCUGCUGACGCUGUGCUCUUACCUCACCUGCCUCACCAGCCGGACGCCGCGCACCACCGGGGAGCUUUUAUCGUUCUUCCACCAUUUCGGAAAUGAGCUUCAUGAUGUGUCUUCAGACUUGUCCAAGCUGGGCUCCGCCCUCUCCAAGCCACAUCGUCACUGCCCCGACUGGGACCGUCUUGCUGCCGACGACCUCCAAGCCAUCAAUGGCGCACGGGGCUCCGCCCUUCCCAACUCCAUCCACAACCACGACAAGGACCAUCCCAAGACCCUGUCGUCUCUUCUUGGCUGCGACAUCGAUAAUGCCAACUGCCCACAACAUCUCUCGCCCAUCACCUACCGGGCCUACGCCCUGUACUCCACGGCCUUCGCCCACCACUACCUCAGCUGGGCGGUCUACCUACCAGACAGACUGUGGGAGUCACUGCUCAAGUUGCAAGAUGAUCUCAAUAAGCUUCAAUGUCACGACUCCAAGUCCAAGCCUCUCCACCAGUGUGACAAGGCCCUGCCCCUCCUCUACUCUCACGGGUUCACUCCACCAGAAGGGACACUACAAUUACGAAUCUCCUGUUCCAAGGUCAUCGCCAAGUUGGAAGAAGUGGCCAACGGACAGCCUAUCGCAAGCCUCAUGACCGCCAUGGACGAGUUCCUCCACAGAAUCCGUGCCCCCUUCCUCUACACUGUGUUAGCGCUCUGGCUCACCGCCACGCUCUACAUCGCCCACUCCCUCCUCUACCGCAUGGACGUCCUGCGCAUCCGCUCCCACCUCCUCACCACCAGGGCCUCCCACCUCAUCGACGUCAAGGCUUUGCUCGCAGGCAGCCGCAGGAUGCUCUCACUCUACAAGGACGUCGACUACUUCGACGAUGACCUUCACUCUUGA